Messenger RNA from Diprion similis, 1696 nucleotides. RefSeq names its product methyl farnesoate epoxidase-like. Gene Ontology annotation, cellular component: cytoplasm; intracellular membrane-bounded organelle. Gene Ontology annotation, molecular function: heme binding; iron ion binding; oxidoreductase activity, acting on paired donors, with incorporation or reduction of molecular oxygen, reduced flavin or flavoprotein as one donor, and incorporation of one atom of oxygen. The coding region runs from base 73 to 1572 and encodes 499 amino acids. The transcript has 8 exons. Gene Ontology annotation, biological process: xenobiotic metabolic process. The record is from RefSeq and is a predicted model, not a curated record. NCBI's taxonomy places the organism in Eukaryota, Metazoa, Arthropoda, Insecta, Hymenoptera, Diprionidae.
GAAUGUCUAUUUGUAUUGGUCACUCGAGCCGAAGACACUGCUGCAGUGUAUGUCUCGUCAAUUCACUGUGCAAUGUCUACAAGUGUUCUUAUUACCAUUAUUCUUCUACUCAGCGCUGCUUGUUUGUUUUUCCGAAAGAGAAAGAACUAUCCACCAGGACCCUUUCCAUGGCCGGUAGUUGGGAACUUACCACUGCUUCGAAGCUUGUCUCGCACACUUGGUGGCCAGCAUUGCGCUUUUCUAGAGCUUUCUCGACAGUACGAUAGCGAUGUCGUUGCACUCCGUGUUGGAUGCAGCGACGUCAUUGCCGUUUCCAACCAGGAAGCUAUUCAAAAGGUUCUUCACAAUGAGGAGUACGAUGGACGACCAUGGAACGAAUUCAUUGAACUGCGAAACUUUGGCAGUAAAACUGGAAUAACUUUCAAUGAUGGACGGGAAUGGCGAGAAAUGCGCGCAUGGCUCGUACGAAAUUUGCGAGCACUUGGUCUAGGCCGCCGUCAAAUGUUAGACUUGAUGACAGAGGAGCUGAAUGGCAUACUGGAGAAGAUGAAAGACGGUGGUGUGCACUGCCUCAACGAAAUCAUAGCACCAGCAGUAAUAAAUGUAUUGUGGACUCUCACCGCAGGAAAAAGAAUUGACGAUAGGCCGAGAAUGCUGUACUUCAUAGAUCUGAUGAAGCGACGUGCUCGAGCCUUCGACAUGAUUGGUGGUACUUUAUCUGCUCUGCCAUGGAUCAGGCACAUAGCCCCUGAAAAAUCCGGAUACAACCUCCUUACCACAGUCAACAUGGAGCUGAAGAGAUUUUUCAUGGAAACGAUUAACGAGCAUAAGAAAAAUUACACUGCAAACAAGCAGGAUGACUUAAUAGACAUGUUCCUCAACGAAAUGUAUUCAGAAGCAAAUUCCGAUGGAUUAUUUAACGAAAAUGAACUGGUGAUGAUUAUGAUGGAUCUGUUCAUCGCCGGGUUAAACACAACUACAACGACAUUGGACUUCUUAUUUCUGAACAUGAUAGUGAACCAGGAGGUUCAAGAACUGCUUCACCAAGAGUUGGACAAGGUGGUCGGUUUCGGCAGAACUCCGGACCUAAACGAUAAAAAAAGAUUGCCAUACACAGAGGCUAUCCUGACGGAGUCGCAAAGGAUGUGUUUAGUCGUACCGGUUAUAGGGCCACGCCGCGUUCUUCGAGAAACUAAACUUUCGGGAUACACGAUACCGCAGGAAGCAACGGUGAUUCUGAACAUCUGGAGCAUACACAUGAAUCCGGAAUAUUAUUCCGAACCGGAUGUCUUCAAACCGGAGAGAUUCUUACAGAACGGAGUUUUCGUCCCAGACAAGAAUCUAAUUUUCUUCGGCGAAGGAAAACGACGCUGUCCAGGCGAAACCCUGGCAAGGUGUGCCAUCUUCCUUAUCUUCGUCGGCGUGAUGCAGCGAUGCCGUUUACUUCCGGUUCCUGGACAGGAGUCCCCCACGCUGGUGCGUGUACCAGGUCUCACAAUUUCGCCAAAGCCGUACGAUGCUCUCCUCAUUCCGAGACAAGCGGCGACUUCGUAUGUUGAUGUACCAAAUUGAUCUGAAAGUUCGAUGGACAGAAAGUUAAAUUUAAACCAUCGACUCCCGUGUUCUUCAGACAUUUACACCAAGUUUACGUAAAAUUAUAUGUUAAAUAGUUUCUUGACCCGUACGUAACGUUUGC